CUUUCUCUUUCUCUCUCCCUUCUCCUCACUUCCCACACUCUCCCCCUUUGUUUUCUUCUUCGCAUAUCCGUUACAAUCUCUCUCUCCUUCUCCCUCAUCACUCUCUCUUUUACCCUCAAGUUUUGAUUUUUCCAGAAAAUUUGUGAUGGAUCUGUGGUGCGCUCAUAUCAAGAACCCCAAUCUGAGUCCGCUUCUGCUGCGGAAUUCGUUUUCCGAGAGGCCGUUUUCAUGCUAUUUGGCCAAGGUCGGGAGUUUCAGGCCUGAAGAUGGGAGGCUGUUCGAGAUCAGGGUUGCUUCGCGCAAGGCUUCCUCGUUGGUUGUGAGAGCCAUGGGCAAGAAGAACCAUGAUAAUUCCUCUUCUUCUGGAAAUGGCGAUCGGUCUAUUCCAGAAGGAGAUAGCCUGAAAGGAAACAACCCUUCUGAGGGCAACAAAUCCAAUGACACUGCCUCCCAGAAGUCCCGUCAAAUAAUUGUGGACUGGAGAGAGUUCAGAGCAGCUCUCUUUGCUCGGGAACAGGCAGAAAAGGCAGAUCCUGAGGCUCACAGCCAAGGUGGAACACCCCAAGAGCCUAAACCCCUAGGCCUGAAAUGGGCCCAUCCUAUUCCAGUACCCGAGACUGGCUGUGUUCUCGUUGCCACAGAGAAACUCGAUGGGGUACGCUCCUUUGAAAGAACUGUUGUUCUCCUUCUCAGAUCUGGAACCAGACACCCACAGGAGGGGCCAUUUGGAGUUGUUAUUAACCGGCCUCUUCACAAAAAGAUCAAACACAUGAAGCCCACUAAUCUGGAUCUGGCAACCACUUUUGCUGAUUGUUCCUUGCAUUUUGGUGGUCCUCUAGAGGCAAGCAUGUUUUUACUAAAAACAGGGGAAAACCCAAAACUUCCUGGGCUUGAAGAGGUGAUACCUGGCCUCUGUUAUGGUGCUCGAAACAGUCUGGAUGAAGCUGCAAAACUGGUGAAGCAAGGGGUGCUUAAGCCUCAGGAUUUCAGAUUCUUUGUUGGAUAUGCUGGGUGGCAGCUGGAUCAGUUGAGAGAGGAGAUUGAAUCAGACUAUUGGUAUGUGGCUGCAUGUAGCCCAAAUGUAAUCAGUGGGGUCUCAGCAGAGUCUUCAUCUGGUCUAUGGGAGGAGGUUUUGCAGCUAAUGGGUGGUCAUUACUCUGAACUGAGCCGGAAGCCCAAGCAAGAUAUGUAGAGUUACCUCUGAGCCUACAAAAUUUAAGAAACUGAUCAGGGAGUUGAAGCAAGAUACUUAAUGGAGUUGUAAAUGAAGCCAAAUGUACAGAGUAUGCUCAGGACCUUUUAAACGGUAGAUCUCGUUUCUUUUUCAGAAACUUGCCAUUUAUGCUUCUUCUAUGUACUGAUACUCUUUAGUUUAUUUAUUUAAAAUAAUACUUAUAAUUAGGAAUCUCUUUAUCA
Molecule: messenger RNA, 1416 nt
Organism: Vitis riparia (riverbank grape)
Lineage: Eukaryota; Viridiplantae; Streptophyta; Magnoliopsida; Vitales; Vitaceae
Product: UPF0301 protein MAB_4928c
Exons: 3
Coding region: 146-1192 (348 amino acids)
Source: RefSeq, a predicted model, not a curated record